Molecule: messenger RNA, 1047 nt
Organism: Penicillium hordei
Lineage: Eukaryota; Fungi; Ascomycota; Eurotiomycetes; Eurotiales; Aspergillaceae
Product: class I SAM-dependent methyltransferase
Exons: 9
Coding region: 1-1047 (348 amino acids)
Molecular function (GO): methyltransferase activity
Source: RefSeq, a predicted model, not a curated record
AUGUCUUCAAGUCCCCACACGCCAUCGGCGCUAUCCGAUCGCCCAUCCGAGCCCCGAUCUAUAACCCCUGUCGACGCCGAGGCGCCCGUUCCAAUUGUGAUCGAUAAUUUUAGCGACGAAAGUGUUGAAUUCAGUGAUGAUUUGUCCGAUCUCACUUCCCUGUCGGAGAGCAUGCUCGAGUUUGAAUAUGAAAACGGUCGGCGGUAUUGUAGUACCGGCUCAGGAAAUUAUAUGAUGCCAAAUGAUGAGGAGGAACAGGAUCGAAUGGAUAUCACACAUCACAUAUGGCUGAUGCUACUGGGAGGGAAGCUCCACAAUGCCCCCAUCACAUCACCACAGAACAUUCUUGACCUGGGAACCGGAACGGGAAUUUGGUCCUUAGACAUUGCCGAAAAAUUCCCCAAUGCCCACGUGAUUGGGAAUGACAUUAGUCCUAUCCAGCCUAGUUGGGUGGCCCCAAAUAUCGAGUUCAUCGUGGAAGAUUUCGAAAGCGAAUGGUAUUAUGAAAAAAACCACUUUGACUUUAUCCAUGGACGAUGCCUAGCAGGAUGCGUGGCGGACUGGCCCAGGUUCAUAAGCCGGAUAUUCGACCACGUUAAACCCGGCGGCUACUUUGAAUCGCACGAGAGUGCCGUUUGGGCCCGGAGCGACGAUGACUCCCUGAAGGAAGAAUCCGCGAUCAUGGAAUGGCAGAAGGCUGUUAAUUUCGCCGGCGAAAAGCUCGGCCGGGAGCUAAAUAUCUACCAUAAACUGAAAGACUGGAUGAUUAACGCCGGUUUUGAGGAUGUUAGAUUGUCUGUCUACGCGCUACCUUUCUCGCCCUGGCCGCGCGAUCCACAUCUAAAGACAAUAGGGAAGUAUCAGGCAGUGCAGUUGCAGCAGGCCAUCGAUUCAUAUUCGCUACGCUUAUACACGCAGGUGUUGGGUUGGGGCUUGGAUGUGGCUAAGAUUCAUAAUGCUAUUGUCAAACAGGAGUUACGGGAUAAGAAGUUGCAUGCCUAUGUUCAAACAGUUGCCGUCUAUGGGAGAAAACCUCUUCAAUUAUGA